This is a messenger RNA of Telopea speciosissima, 2834 nucleotides long. RefSeq names its product sucrose synthase-like. The transcript is spliced from 14 exons. Gene Ontology annotation, molecular function: sucrose synthase activity. NCBI's taxonomy places the organism in Eukaryota, Viridiplantae, Streptophyta, Magnoliopsida, Proteales, Proteaceae. The coding region runs from base 152 to 2575 and encodes 807 amino acids. Gene Ontology annotation, biological process: sucrose metabolic process. The record is from RefSeq and is a predicted model, not a curated record.
AUUUGUUCUUACUCUUCUCAAUUCUCAUUCCAUUCCUGCAUUUCUUUCUUUUCUAUAAUUGGAGAUCGUCGUCAAUUUCUCGUCUUCUUCACUGGUUUCCUAUUUUUUGUGUUGCAGUCCGAAGUUUCUUGAGUUGUAAGAAGUAAAGGCCAUGGCGGAACGUGCGCUCACUCGCUCUCAUAGCCUUCGAGAUCGCCUGAGCGAAACCCUGUCUGCUCAUCCGAACGAAUUGUUGGCCCUUUUGUCAAGACUGGAAAGCCAAGGGAAGGGAAUUUUGCAACCUCAUCAUCUCUUUGCUGAGGUUGAAGCAAUAUCCGUAGGGGACAAGCAAAAACUAACGGAUGGGGCAUUUGGGGAUCUCUUAAGAUCCACUCAGGAAGCAAUAGUCUUACCUCCAUGGGUUGCACUGGCUGUUCGCCCAAGGCCUGGAGUUUGGGAAUAUUUACGUGUGAAUACCAAUGCGCUUGUUGCAGAGGAGUUGAGUGUGCCUGAAUAUUUACAGUUCAAAGAAGAACUUGUGAAUGGUGGAAGUGACCAAGAUAACUUCAUGCUUGAGUUGGACUUUGAACCAUUCACUGAUUCUUUUCCAAGACCAACUCUUUCAAAGUCCAUUGGGAAUGGUGUGGAGUUUCUCAAUCGACACCUCUCUGCAAAAAUGUUCCAUGACAAAGAUAGCAUGCAUCCACUGCUUGAUUUCCUCAGGGAACAUCACUUCAAGGGAAAGACUAUGAUGUUGAAUGAUAGGAUACAAAACCUUAAUUCUCUCCAAUCCGUUUUAAGGAAGGCAGAGGAGUACCUGUCCACUCUCCCUCCAGACACAUCAUAUUCCGAGUUUCAUCAUAUGUUCCAAGAGAUCGGCUUGGAGAAAGGGUGGGGUGAUACUGCUAAACGUGUCCUAGAGAUGAUUCAUCUACUAUUAGACCUUCUUGAGGCACCUGAUCCAUGUACUCUUGAGACAUUCCUUGGAAGAAUCCCUAUGGUUUUCAAUGUUGUGAUUCUUUCUCCUCAUGGAUACUUUGCCCAGUCCAACGUAUUAGGCUAUCCUGACACUGGGGGACAGGUUGUUUAUAUUUUGGAUCAAGUUCGUGCCAUGGAGGCUGAGAUGCUUCAACGCAUCAAGCAGCAAGGACUUGACGUUACCCCUCGAAUUCUCAUUGUGACUCGACUUUUACCCGAUGCAGUAGGAACUACUUGUAAUCAGCAUCUUGAAAAAGUUCUUGGAACGGAGCAUACUAGCAUUCUCCGAGUUCCUUUCAGAACUGAGAAAGGGAUUCUUCGUAAAUGGAUCUCCAGAUUUGAAGUAUGGCCAUACUUGGAGACAUUCACAGAGGAUGUUGCAAAUGAAAUAGCUGGAGAGAUGCAGGGCAAGCCAGAUCUGAUCAUUGGAAACUACAGUGAUGGAAAUCUUGUUGCCUCUUUGCUGGCACACAAGUUAGGGGUCACACAGUGCACCAUUGCUCAUGCCCUCGAAAAAACCAAGUAUCCAGAUUCUGAUAUAUAUUGGAAAAAGUUUGAAGACAAGUAUCACUUCUCAUGUCAAUUCACAGCUGAUCUAAUUGCUAUGAAUCAUACAGAUUUUAUUAUCACCAGUACUUUCCAAGAGAUUGCUGGAAGCAAGGACACUGUUGGACAAUAUGAGAGUCACACUGCAUUUACACUCCCUGGACUCUAUCGAGUUGUCCAUGGUAUCGAUGUCUUCGACCCCAAGUUUAACAUCGUCUCUCCAGGAGCAGAUAUGAAAAUCUACUUCCCCUAUUCAGAGAAGGAAAAGCGACUCACAGCCUUCCACCCUGAGAUCGAGGAGCUUCUUUAUAGCCCUGAUCAGAAUGCAGAACACAUAGGUAUGUUAAAUGAUACCAGCAAGCCAAUCAUUUUUUCGAUGGCAAGAUUGGACCGUGUGAAGAACAUUACUGGAUUAGUUGAGUGGUAUGGUAAGAAUUCCAGGCUGAGAGAGUUGGUCAACCUUGUUGUGGUGGCUGGUGACCGGAGGAAGGAAUCAAAGGACUUGGAGGAGCAAUCUGAGAUGAAGAAGAUGUAUGAUCUCAUUGAAACAUACAAGUUGAAUGGUCAGUUCCGAUGGAUCUCUUCCCAGAUGAACACUGUGAGAAAUGGUGAACUCUACCGUUAUAUAGCAGACACAAAGGGAGCUUUUGUACAGCCUGCUUUCUACGAGGCUUUUGGUUUAACAGUUGUUGAGUCCAUGACCUGUGGCCUGCCAACAUUUGCAACUCUACAUGGAGGUCCAGCUGAGAUCAUAGUGCAUGGAAUAUCUGGCUUCCAUAUUGAUCCUUACCAGGGGGAUCAGGCUGGUGAACUUCUGGUGAAAUUCUUUGAGAAGUGCAAGGAAGACCCAACACACUGGGACAAGAUUUCGCUGGGAGGCCUGCAGCGAAUCAAAGAGAAGUAUACUUGGCAGAUAUACUCUGAGAGAUUGAUGACAUUGGCUGGGGUCUAUGGCUUCUGGAAGCAUGUCUCAAAGCUUGAACGCCGUGAGGCCCGGCGCUAUCUUGAGAUGUUUUAUGCCCUCAAGUAUCGUAAGUUGGCGCAGUCAGUUCCUUUGGCUGUGGAUGAGUAGAUCAUUGGUGGGAGCAGUGUGCAAGUGCAAGCUUCUGGAAGUAAGCUGUGGAUGAAAUAAAGGUCAUUGUUUGAGAUUGGAACCACAAAGGAUUUGUUCCCUCCCCAUUCCAUAUUUCUUUCUCUUUUUUUUUUUUUUUUCAUUUUACUGGCAAUGGUUUUCGUACCAAGAUUUCAAGCAUGAUUGUUCCUUCCCAUUUUACCUACAAAUUGUAUUGGUGCUUUUAUGUUUUAUCUUAAUAGAAAUUUCAAUUUUGAGU